Spirodela intermedia is the source of this 2529-nucleotide messenger RNA. Lineage: Eukaryota; Viridiplantae; Streptophyta; Magnoliopsida; Alismatales; Araceae. The record is from the annotation of a GenBank genome assembly.
AUGAAGCUGCGGUACGCGAUGGUGUGCUCGUCGAACCAGAACAGGAGCAUGGAGGCGCACUCGCUGAUGAAGAGGCAGGGCUUCGACGUCUCCUCCUACGGCACUGGCGGCCACGUGAAGCUUCCCGGUCCCUCUCUGCGGGAGCCCAACGUAUACGAUUUCGGCACCCCUUACAAGCAGAUGUACGACGAGCUUCGGCGCAAAGACCCCGACUUGUAUCCUUCCCUCUUCCUGCUCUUUCUCCUCCCCUCCUCGUCCUUCACAAUUUCCUCGUCUCCGGGUCUUCCCCUCGAGCAUGUUGGGUCCCCGCGAAAUCGUGAAGAAGACCUUCGGAUGAUGAUUCUGGUAGUCCAAACAUGGUGAAUCCUACUGUUUCUCCUGAACUCUGUGGAAUCUAGAUACAAACGCAACGGCAUCCUUCCGAUGCUCAAGCGUAAUUCGGGCAUCAAACUUGCCCCUCAGAGAUGGCAGGACAACUCGGCCGACGGCAUCUUUGAUGUGGUGCUCACCUUUGAGGAGAAGGUCUUCGAUUUGGUACUCGACGGUCAGACGUUUCCCCACACUUCAAUUCUCCAUGGACCGUGCGACCCAUUUGUUUUUCUGUUCAAUAAUCUUCAUGGAUUUGGUAUACCCGCCAUAAAAAACAAUCUUUUAGGCCUGUCGAUAGGAUCUUAAGCUCUUUUCAAAUCCCUUAAGUUCAUCAGGAGCCUAUGUCAUAUCGAUGUUGUGAGGUAGAUUGCUAUAGUGGACACAUUACGGUCGACGGAAGGAUGUCUGUUCCGUGGAAAUGAAGCAUGAUGUAUAAUACUUCAACUAUCUAAUCAUGAAAGCCUUUGUGCCUGAAUUUCUACUGCUAGCCUAUUGAUGAAAUAAUAUGCGCAUGCCUACCUUUUAUAUCAGCACAAUGGUGGAUGUGAUAUUGCUUAGAUCGCAGAGUUCCGAAUUUACCCAGAAACAAAAUUUUGGUCUCAUGGUUAAGUGUCAUUAUACAAUGAACUCGAUAUGCAUAUUUCUCUUCUUAUUAAAUGAAUAAAGUCAAUGCUUGAGACAUCAGGUUUAAGCGUGAUUUCAGAUCCAAGAUUGACUGAUUUCUAAGUCUUUUUCUUCUUCACUCUGUUGUCUCUGAGGAUGAUCAUGCACUGCUAUUUGACAAAGCAUGCUCGCUGCAUUUCAGAGGAACUGAAAACCUCGUAGUUUCAUUUAUCGUUCAACUUGUUUUCCAGACGUCAUAUGGCACAUUGAUUGGAUUCUACAUAUUAGCCUCCUGCCCUAAAUAUAUUUUGGCGGGCGAGGUUAGAUUUUGGGUUCGGUUUAUCUUGAUGCUACGAGAUCAUGCGGUCCAAAUAUAGGAAAUGUUUAAAGAGCAAUGAACACUGAAAUGAAAAUCUAAUGCGAAUGAUUCAGUGUGCAUUUGUUCCGUGAUUAUCCUAGCAUUUGGUUUGACGCCAUUUUCUCUCUCAUAUUUAACCAUUCUCCUCAUUCUCAUCUACAGAAAAGGAUGCCAUCUGGAUCCUUUCCCUCACUUUGUCCAUCUUACGGAUUCUUGCCUGAAGCUUUUUUCACAGCUAGAUUAUUUUUACUCUCAUCAGUAAGCUAUCCAUUCUCUUCCUUAUGUAAGUGAUACUGAGCUCGUAAUCGAACCGUUUAAAAUAUAUUUUCAUAUCAGUUAUCAUGGAUGAGCUCUAAUGGAACCUCUACCCUCUCGCAAGGGCUUCUAGGGAUGGGAGAAUUAUUCAUGGAAAUUUCUUUCCUGCCCAAGUUUUAGGAAUACAUUUGGCUCAUCUCUGAAGCCCUGUGCCCAGCUUCAUAAUAUAAUCUCACCCAGAACCGUGCCUUGAUCAUCUGCAGAUCUCAACAACCGAGAGCACUCGCUGAUGAGACCGGUGCUCAUAAUCAACUUGGAAGUGAAAGAUAACCACGAAGAGGCUGCUGCUGGGGCCAAGGUCGCCUUGGAUUUAUGCCAAGAGGUGCUGUUACUCACCCAACCAUUUCUUUCCCCCCGCCCCUUGGGGUCCGCCUAAUUAGCCAACCCAGUCCUGAAAGGCCAAGCUCUGUCCCCACCUGACUCCAUUUUGCCGGUUACUGACGGGUUGACCUGGUUCAUCUGAUCUUAGCAUGGCCCAUCUGGGUCAGAUUUGGACCAGCAAUAGAAUCCUGGUCUUUGGUUGGCAGUUCUGAUUGGCUCGAUUUGUCUGAACCAAUCGGAGCCCUCCUCAGGUCAGGAUUUCGGCCAGCAGUGGAAGCGGUGACAACGGAUAGAUAUUAUGACCCGCAAUCCUCUGUUGGGAGUUGUAGAAGAGCAAGGUUUGACCCAGCUGGGGGUUCCUGAGCAUUGGGGCCCACUUUUAUCGGUCAACCCUCUGGCCUCUUGACUCAGGUCAACCUAUUCUAUAAGACUGUAUUUCUUGACUGUGUUUUUGAGUGCAGCUGGAGGCUACCGACUGCUGGGAGGACUCCAUCGACAGCGUCGUCACGGCCUUUGAGAGGCAGCACAAGCGUAAGCUCCUGUACAGCAUCUCCUUCUAUUGA